AUGCGUUACACAAGCGACCAUGCCGAUUGCUUAGGCGAGCGCAAUCCACCGGAAGAUACUCAUCUCAUCGAUGUGGGGGAAGCGGUGGCAGAUGCGCAAAUUGUCCGCUGGUGGUCUGCGAUACUCGCAAAACGCGAAGGGUGGAAAGCGAUAGUGAAGGAUGAUUCUGAUGGUAAAUUUGUCGCCCCUUGGGCAGUAUAUCGCACUUGUGAAACAUCUUUCAUCAUCAAACAAAAGAGAGCCUCGAUACCUUCCGUGCAAACGCCUUUAUCCUCGGAUGACGCGUUCCAUGCUCUUCUUGAGUUUUCGCGUUUACAUAGUCUAGGAAGUCAGUUCCCUAUCGCUCUUAUGAUAGCCAUAUCCUUCCCAAUAUAUCGAUAUUAUGGCACGGAUGUCAAACUACCGCCCCCAAGUACCCAUGGCGCUAAAACCCCAGCUACUACCCUAGAUGAUGCUUCACCGAUAGGGACAAAUUUGAAAGAAGAGCUGCCUUACUAUAUGACUCUAAGUUGCAGCCCGGAGGUGAUGAUAUUAACGCUCUGUGGAUCAUUCUGGCAACAAGACGUUCCUUGCAAUAUGGCCAGUCAAUGGCUACAUCCGGUUUUUGAAGAAGUCUUAGACAAUACCACAGAACACAAGAGUCAAGAAUUGAUUGCUUUGCUGGGUGCCAUCCGCCGGCCAAGUGUGAGUGCGCUUUGGGUUGGAGCGGUGGUGGGCGGUAUAGGCCCCACACUUCUUCAAAAAGUAAGAAGAGGCAAGCCACCUCUUGACUCAGUUGCUUUUCCUUGGACUGGCGCCCGUCAAAGCUUUAUGGAUGACGCAGGUUCUGGUCCAUAUGCUUACGGAGAUCCUGAAUACAUCUCAAGACCUGACGUGUGGCGCUUACUACACCUCUCCCCUAUCGAAGAAGACGAUUUGAGCUACAAUUAUAGACCCAUGACACCUUGGGAACCUUGUGGGGCGUCUUUAACAACAAAUUGUGCACUUCGCGUUACUUCACAUUUGAAGUGCUCUCGGCAUGAAUACCAUUACGACCAUUGGAACUGGGAAGUAAAGAAUGGCGAGACUAUACAGGAUUACGGGUUUUUAGGAAGAUAUCCAUCCCCUUUGACUGAAGUGGUUCUAAGCAAAAAAGAAACCGACAAAAACGGCUCCGAUGAAAUAGCUAGGGUGCGCAAACCACUGAGCCUGAGCCCAGACUGA
Messenger RNA from Penicillium verhagenii, 1203 nucleotides. RefSeq lists its product as uncharacterized. The record is from RefSeq and is a predicted model, not a curated record. The transcript has a single exon. Lineage: Eukaryota; Fungi; Ascomycota; Eurotiomycetes; Eurotiales; Aspergillaceae. The coding region runs from base 1 to 1203 and encodes 400 amino acids.